AUGGGAGCUACCGGAGGCUCUGCGUAUUCUUACAAAUACUUCACGGUCCAGUUUCCUGCAGCACGACCAUCCGUCGCCCAUGUCGAGAUUAACCGCCCAGAGAAACUAAAUGCAUUCAUUGAGCCAAUGUGGCUCGAGAUGCGUCAAGUUUUCGAUCAACUGUCUUCCGAUUCCUCUGUCCGUGCAAUUGUCAUCACGGGCGCGGGAGACAGAGCCUUCACUGCCGGACUGGAUGUCAAACAGGCCCCCCUAGAGCUCUUCAAUGAUAAGGGCGGCUCCGACACCGCACGUAAAGCGUUCAAUCUUCGACGCUACAUCCUUGAGUUUCAAGACUGCCUUACUGCUAUCGAGCGCUGUGAGAAACCUGUCAUCGCUGCCAUGCAUGGAUACGCGUACGGGUUUGCGAUCGACCUUUCUGCCGCUGCCGAUAUCAGAAUAUGUACUCGGGAUGUUCGCUUCUCCGUCAAGGAGGUCGAUAUUGGGAUGGCAGCAGAUAUUGGUGUACUAAGCCGACUACCCAAGAUCGUAGGCAAUUUUGGCUGGGUGAAGGAGGUGGCACUUUCAGCACGGAUCUUUGGCGCCGAAGAGGCUCUCAGAGUGGGAUUCGUAAACUCGAUUCAUGAUUCGAAAGAGGCAGUGGUGGGAGCGGCUUUGGAUAUUGCCAGUCUUGUUGCACAGAAAAGCCCGGUUGCAGUGCAGGGAACCAAGGAACUGCUGAAUUGGUCCAGAGACCAUCCUAUUGCCGAAGGUCUUCGCUACACGGCUGUUUGGAAUAGUGCUGCUAUACAAACAGGCGACGUGUCUACGGCUUUGACGGCUGGCGUAGAGAAACGCACGCCGACGUUUGAAAAGCUGUAA
Molecule: messenger RNA, 858 nt
Organism: Aspergillus bombycis
Lineage: Eukaryota; Fungi; Ascomycota; Eurotiomycetes; Eurotiales; Aspergillaceae
Product: enoyl-CoA hydratase/isomerase family protein
Exons: 3
Coding region: 1-858 (285 amino acids)
Cellular component (GO): mitochondrion
Molecular function (GO): delta(3,5)-delta(2,4)-dienoyl-CoA isomerase activity
Source: RefSeq, a predicted model, not a curated record